This is a messenger RNA of Paecilomyces variotii, 1782 nucleotides long. RefSeq names its product putative oligosaccharyl transferase subunit. Gene Ontology annotation, cellular component: endoplasmic reticulum membrane; oligosaccharyltransferase complex. The coding region runs from base 197 to 1591 and encodes 464 amino acids. The transcript is spliced from 4 exons. The record is from RefSeq and is a predicted model, not a curated record. Lineage: Eukaryota; Fungi; Ascomycota; Eurotiomycetes; Eurotiales; Thermoascaceae.
UGAAGUUGUUCGGGCGCCGCAGCGGGUAUCCCGAUCCGCAAAGCAAGCAAAGUCUUGGCGUCUCGUCCAAACACGUCGCCCGUUCCCGCAUAGUUCCAACAGCUCUGUCAAGAGAGAAGAACAUUGUUUGCCAAACAAUACUUCCCCCUUCUUGUUCGAUUCUCUUCCAUCUUGUCGUCCGCUGCCCCGCGCGGAGAUGUUCAAGAUGCGAUGGUUCCUUUCUUUUUUACUUCUGUGCUUCAGCGGCGCAGUGCAUGCGCUGAGUACUUCGGGGAACCGUCUCUUGGUGGUGCUGGAGGAGGCUGCGGAGAAGGACGCCUACUCGACAUUCUGGAGCGAUCUUGAAGCUCGAGGUUUCGAUAUUUCGUUCGAAUCGCCCAAGAAUGAUAAGCUGUCCCUCUUCCAUCUGGGAGACCGAGCUUACGACCACCUGCUCAUCCUCCCUCCCAAGUCAAAAGGCCUGGGACCCUCAUUGACACCAAAGGCCAUCAUCGACUUCGUGAACAAGGAUGGUAAUGUCCUCCUCGCCCUCUCCGGCAAAUCGCCCACCCCCAGCUCUUUGAGCUCGCUUCUGCUCGAGUUCGAUCUCCAUCUCGCGCCCGACCGUUCAUCUCUUGUUGUCGAUCACUUCAACUACGAUACUCUCUCCGCGUCGGAGAAGCACGAUGUUCUCCUCCUCGAGCGGCCAGGUGCCUUGAGGCCGGAUACCAAGCCCUAUUUCUCCGGUGAUGGUGUUUUGGCGAUCCCCAGAGCAGCCCCGCAGACUCUGGGAGUCGAGGGUUCAUUGAUUGCGCCUAUCUUGCGGGCGCCCGAGACUGCGUACAGCUAUAACGUCAAGGAGGAGUCUGCUCCUGUGGAGGACCCGUUCGCGACCGGUACCCAGUUGGCCUUGGUCUCUGCGCUACAGGCACGGAACUCGGCUCGAUUUACGGUCCUGGGCUCUGUCGAGGCCUUGCAAGACAAGUGGUUCUCGGCAACGGUGAAGAGCCCGCAGGAUAAGAAGGAGACCACCACUGCCAACCGGGAGUUUGCCAAGCAGCUCACUGCUUGGACCUUCCAGGAGGUUGGUGUGAUCAAGGUUGGAAAGAUUGAGCACCGCCUGGUUGAGGAGGGCCAGGAAGGACCUCUGAACCCUACCAUCUAUCGGGUUAAGAACGACAUUUCCUUCAACAUCGAAUUGUCUGAAUACGUCUAUGACAAGUGGGUUCCCUUCGAGGUCCCAUCAGAGGAUGCUGUGCAACUCGAGUUCACCAUGCUGUCCCCAUUCCACCGUCUCAAUCUCCAACCCGUCCGCCGUACCGACAACAGCACUCUGUAUGGCGUCUCUUUUACCGUGCCCGACCAGCACGGCAUUUUCUCCUUCCGCGUGAACUACAAGCGCCCGUUCCUCACCAACGUUGAAGAGAAGCAUGAGAUCACCAUCCGCCACUUUGCGCACAACGAGUAUCCCCGUAGCUGGAAGAUCAGCGCAGCGUGGCCCUGGAUCUCCGGUCUCUACUCUGUCAUUGGAGGGUUCCUCGCCUUUGUCGUUGUCUGGCUCUAUUCGGCACCAUCGGCUUCGGCGGAAGCUAGGAUUAAGAAAGUACAGUAAAUCAGUGAUUGUAAGAUUAAUGUUUCGUAUUAAAAGAGCUAUGACAUGAUCCUUGCUCAGAAUUAGAGAUGAGCCGUCUAGUUUGGUUAUUAUCGUUUUCUUUUUCUUUCUCAUGGGCAUAUCAAUGCUAUCUUUCGCAACCGGGAGGGAUAAGAUUAUGCUAUAGAUCUGUAAGAGCCAGAUAGACGAGG